AUGCAGGCUUGCAUGCUGCAAGGACUGGCUCUCUGCCUCCUGCUGGGGAAUCUUGCAGGGGCCAAGCCCGUGCAGGAGGAGGCAGACCCCUAUGCUCAGCCUCCAGCCAUGCCCUACUGGCCUUUCUCCACCUCUGACUUCUGGAACUACGUGCAGUACUUCCAGACACUGGGCGCCUACCCUCAGCUGGAGGACAUGGCCGGCACCUUCUUUGCACACUUCCCCCUGGGGAGCACCCUAGGUUUCCAUGUCCCCUACCAAGAGGACUGAACAGCAUCCAGUCUGGUGCCUGCUCACCUGCCUGGAGCCUCAGGGCUAGCCUGGGGAUGUCCAGAGCCAAAUUGUUGGGGCAAGGGGUGGGGGUUUAUGCCCAAUAAACU
This is a messenger RNA of Castor canadensis (American beaver), 380 nucleotides long. It is a transcript of the gene Otos, whose product is annotated as otospiralin. Gene Ontology annotation, biological process: sensory perception of sound. NCBI's taxonomy places the organism in Eukaryota, Metazoa, Chordata, Mammalia, Rodentia, Castoridae. The record is from RefSeq and is a predicted model, not a curated record.